GGGGCCGCGCUCGCUCGCCCUCCUCUGCCCAUGGUCAAGGCCGAUGCGCCGCCGCUGAGCAGCCCCGCUUCCCGCGCCCCGGCGUCUCUGCCGAGGCAGGAGGAAGCCUCCUUCGGAAGGAGGGCGAUGGAGGUCAACUGUCUAACACUACAAGACCUGAUCAGCCCCAGGCAGCCCAGGCUAGAAUUUGUGAUUGAAGAUGGGGAAAAUGCGCAGAAGGAAAAUAUAUUUGUUGAUCGAUCCAGAAUGGCCCCAAAGACGCCAAUGAAAAAUGAACCGAUUGAUUUAUCGAAGCAAAAAACCUACACGCCCGAAAGAAAUCCAAUUACACCGGUUAAGCUUGCCGACAGACCUCAGGCAGAACCGUGGACGCCUACAGCAAACCUGAAGAUGCUCAUUAGUGCUGCUAGUCCUGACAUGAGGGACCGGGAAAAGAAGAAGGAGCUGUUCAGACCAAUUGAAAACAAGGAUGAUGCUUUCUCAGACUCACUACAGCUCGAUGCUGUUGGGGAUGGCCCUGUGGAUGAAUUUGAAAAGCAACGGCCAAGCAGAAAGCAGAAGAGUUUAGGACUCCUGUGCCAGAAGUUUCUGGCUCGUUAUCCAAGUUACCCAUUGUCCACUGAGAAAACCACAAUAUCCCUGGAUGAAGUGGCCGCCAGUCUGGGUGUAGAACGGAGGCGCAUCUAUGACAUCGUGAAUGUGUUAGAGUCCCUGCAUAUGGUCAGCCGAGUAGCCAAAAAUCAAUAUGGUUGGCAUGGACGGCAUGGCCUCCAGAAAACCUUGAAGAACCUCCAGAGACUAGGAGAGGAACAGAAAUACGAAGAACAGAUGGCCUAUUUUCACCAAAAGGAACUCGACCUGGUGGAGUAUAAAUUUGGAGAGCGGAAACGGGAGGGUUUCCUAGAUGCCCAAGACCAACAGUUACUGGAUUUCUCUGAGCCUGAUUGUGCCUCUGCAUCUGCAAACAGCAGGAAGGAUAAAUCUUUGCGAAUUAUGAGCCAGAAGUUCGUCAUGCUGUUCCUCGUCUCCAAGACUAAGAUUGUCACCCUAGACGUUGCUGCCAAGAUACUGAUAGAAGAGAGCCAGGAUGUGGCCGAUCAUAGCAAGUUUAAAACAAAGGUACGGAGGCUGUAUGACAUUGCCAAUGUCCUGACCAGCUUGGUGCUAAUUAAGAAAGUCCACGUGACUGAAGAGCGAGGUCGGAAGCCAGCGUUCAAGUGGAUUGGCCCUGUGGAUUUCAGCACAGAAAAUGGUGAACAGCUAGUAGGUGUUUCCACGUCCACUCUCCCAGAACUGAAAACAGAGCCUCGCUCCCCUUUUCAGCCCUGUGUGAAGCAGAGACUCUCCCGCCAUAGCUCCUUCAACUUGAUUCCCUCUUCGGAAGGGAUCAAGAGGAAAGUGAGCUCGGAGCCCAACAGCCCUCACCGAGGAGAGCAAGGUUCAGAUGAAUAUUGCUCCAAAAUCGUCAACCUGGCAGCUGCCUGCCGGCAGAAAAUAGAUGCAGUUUCACGGAAGGAGACAUGUAUCAAUAAGAAGAUGAUACACUCAUCAGGCAACCUUGACCCCAUUCCUCCCUUCCCGGUUCACCCUCAGGACUCGGAAUAUUGCUUUCAUCCAUUAUCCCACCAAGUAUUUCCUGUUGCCCCGGCAGACCUGUCACCGAUUAAUCUGCAGAAUAGUCUUGAUGGACAUGUAGCUCUCAUACCUGCUCCCACAGCCUCCAAAACAGAGAGCCUGAAGCCCACGGUGCUCCCCAAUCAACCUUUAGUCUAUGUCCCCUCUGCUUCUCUCUUCAUGCUGUAUGGGAGCCUCCCGGAAGGCCACUCCAAAGCAGAAAAGGGCCGUGACUCCCCUGAGGCAGCACAGACCUCCUCCUCUGCAGAACUGUCUGCUCUGCCCCUUGUGAGUGCUCACAAGCGCCGUCCUCAGGAAGCUCAUGAGCCAGCUGCUAAGAGGCAGAGCACAGACACUGAGGAUGGUCCACUCUCGCUGGUGUUGCCCAAGAAACUCACAGACUCCACUGAUGUUGCCUCUCCCAGGAGUAUUGGUAGUAUAGAUAUCAUGCCCUUAGAAGCUUUUCAUGGGUGCUCAGAAAUGCCCCUUGCUGAGGAGGCAGCAAGAAAAACUACAGUCCAGUGCCUAGCUACCCCCGAGAAGAGGAAUCCUUUGAGAAAUGCAAACAUUGAAAAGCCUUCAAAAGAGAGAGAAAACCUCUCUGAAGAAAACGCCAAAGACCCGUCUCAGCCACAGUAUCUUUAUGUGCAGUCUGCACCUGGAUUAAAUGGUUUUAAUUUCCUGCUGCCUGCCCACCAGGCUGCCAAUGCUGUUGGACCAUCUCCAAGUCAGUUGACUUCUCUCCAUGUUCCCUGCAUGGUUGUGCCAUCUACAGCACUGGCCCCGGUGCCUUUUUUCUAUUCUCCGGCAAUCAACAAUCCAGUGCCUUCUUCUGGCCCAGUGAAUUUUGGCUUGCCAGGCCUCAGAUCUUCAACUCAACUUCUCGUUGGCACCAACAUGGUUAAUCCAAAGACAUCAAAGGCCCCUUCCACGGAACCACAACAUCCAGGCCAGUCUCCAGUUCACCUAAGCCCUGGGGUGUCCAGGUCCCAUAAUGCAAUCACACCAGAUUCCCCUGUUUGCGUGGGUCACCCAGUAACAAUUAUGAAAUUACCCCAGUCACCAGGCCCAGUGACACCCAAGAGCAUCCGGCCACCAUAUUGCGAGACCUUCUUCAAAACUCCUGGCAGCCUUGGAGAACCUGUGACUUGGAGAAAAAUCGAAGGGAGUCAAAGAAAUUUAAGCUCUGCCCAAAGGAGACUACAGAUAUCCAGUGGCAGCACUGAUUAACUGUAGCUUGGCCAAGUGGAAUGGGAAAACCCAACAGGGACUUUAACACUUGUUACAAGGGGCAUGUUAGUCCUUGAUGGGGUGUUUAUACUAAAGAGUUUAAGAGUAUAAUUUCCCAUUCUCCUCCACUAGUCCCGUUAACUCUCCCUCCUUUCAAGUCAUCCAUAUUCCUGAAAUUAAUUUUUUAUUAAUUGCUCAUUUAACAACCGUGAGGUUUCAAACACGAUGCAUGGUGCAGCAGUGAAAGCAUUGACUCACAGUUGUGGUUUCAACGUCUUCUUGCUCUUGAGUGGAUUGAAGAGGCUACCAGAGUCUUGUGGUUUGAGAAAAGGUGAGCUAUCGAGCACUUAACUAGGGUAAUCGUUCCUCACUUCACAUAGACUCUCGACUUACCCUGAGUAAAUCUGUGGUAAAACCAAUUACUUUCUACAGUUAAAAACGCAACUGCUUUCUGAGUCUCUGUUGGUCAAAGACAGCAUCAUCUACACAUUCUGUUUUCUAAUUUAUUUUGUUCUUCAAGUGGGACUUAGUGGGAAGAAAAAAAAAAUUUGUUUACAACCACAGAAAAACAGAUUUUCUCAGGGCAUGACUUACUUGAAUGUUAAUAUUAUUUCCUCUGUAAUUUGCCCUGUACUUAAAAAUCCCUAAUCGCCUAUGGAUGAAUGUAUACAUGUGAAAAAAAAAAAUGUUAAGACCAGAAUAACUGUGAAGAACAACUUGCUAUGAUGUAUGUAGUAUAAAUGAAUUGUACUAUCAUUAUUUAUGCAGGUAAGAAAUGGGAUGAACGAUAGGAGGGCAAUAGUUAGUGCCCAGGUAUCCAAGCGAAGAGUUAGUUUUCGGUGCUAUGUUUUCAAAUCCCAUACGUUCAGUUUCCUUCCCUCCCACCCACACCCCAUCACUACCACCACAUUCUUUUUCACAAUGUGAAAUUUAGGGAAGCAAUUGGGUACAAAUGCUUUCUAGCACUUUCUGCUUAGGUCAAAUGAGGAACAUAGAGAUUGUCCUUGUAGAGUAGGUCUGAGAGGACAUUGGGAACUGAAUUAGGAAAAUGACCUAAGAUGGAGAAGUUAGUAUAGGAGAAAUCAGCACUCUUUUCUUUGACUCAUUUCUUUAUUCUUGCGAGGGGUAAAGGAGAGAAUAGAUACAUUGUAAUUAAGUGUCUUAAGAGUCCUUAAACAAGGGUCAGUUGAUACUCUGGAGGAGGAAGAAUGGUUAGUUUACAAGUGUUGAAUAUAUUGUCACAAACAGUAGCCCGAGUGCCUUUCUACUGUAUCCCUCUGAUCAAACCACAAUGACUUUGUGUUGUAACAAGUAUGAAGAGAACCAGAAUAGAGCUGUUGAUUCCUAAAUGUGCUGGUAUUUAUCUCAUUCUCGCUUUAGAAUAGAUUUAUCCCUUUUUUUUUUCUCCUCCUUCUCUUAUAUUUAGAGUCCCCUACCCAGAUGGUCCCAAAAAAGUGUUAUCAAAAAAAAAAAGGAAUUAAAAUAUUAAUUUAAGUGACUCUGGGAGUCUGAUUAGCUUUUUAUUAUCCGAUACAAUUCAACAAGCAUUAAGCACCUGCCCCGUGCCAGGCACUAUGCUAGGUGCUUGCAGAUACAGACAACAAUCAAAUAGUCCUCCUCAAGGAACUUCUAUUCCUUGAAAUAGAAUUUUGAAUUGAAAUGGAAAUUAAUGAAAUAGGAAAGUAGUAAUAAGCUUAAAGCCCUCAAGGCAGGCGGCUUCACCAAAUAAAGAUGCCAGGGGUUUUUUGUUGUUGUUUUUUUAAUUUAAACUUGUAUAGACACUACACUUUUAAAGUUGACGUGAUGCUUUGUUUUUCCUUUUUUAUUCCCUCAUUUGAAUAUCUUUUAGAAGUUAAACAAAUAAAUAGAAAGUAACAAUUAUGUUGCUAUGUGAAAAAAAUAAGAUGAACUAUUGGAAGCCAACAGUAAGCACCCAAGUGUUUGAGAGAAAGAGAGAGAGCAAAGUGCAGUGGACAGAGGGCCAACCUCGGAGCCAGGGUGUGUGACACCUGGUCAAGUCGCUUCAUUUCUCCAUGCUCUAGACAGCUCUCUAAAAUGACAAGUUACAGAGGUGUCGGCCUGCCUUGGUAGAAGGAAUUUCCUCCUCAGGAGCUCCCUCUCAAUGAAAUCAUAGACCCAGUCUCUUUCCUAUCAAUGAUUGAGGAGAAAGAUGAACCUGAGCUAACAGAAAGAUAGUGAUUUGACUUUAUUAAGUAGAUAAUGUGAUAUGCAGACUAUAAAUCUGUACAGGGUACAAGUUUGUUUUUAUUAUAAGCCAAGUAUAAGAUUUUCUCCCUAACAUUUCCACUGAGCUGGCCUAUAUUUUAGAUGAAAACUGUUUCCUUCUCUCCAUCUCACCCCCGUCCCCAUCCUUCCCACUCUACCUGAAAACUCACCACCUAAUAUCUUUUCUUGAUUCCUUUUCUAAUCUCACUUUUUAUCUCGUUCCUGCAUGGUGUGCCUCUAACCACAAGGGAUACAACAUGUAAGAAGGAUGCCUGGAUCUUGGGGGAUCCCAAGAACUUCCUAUCCCAUAUCUGUCGCUUUUGCAGACCGGUGAUGGGAUACUUGGCAACCUAAGACAAAACAUCUAUAUGUAUCCAACAUCUAUAUGUGGUCUUGAUUAAAGAGAGACCACAAAGAUUGUUACUUUGGGGGAUAGUGCCUCCAACAGGAUAAUACCUUUUAGUACUUGAGCUGCUGAACUCAAUUUGGGGGAGAUUUUUUUUUUAGUAGUGAAAAAGCAAUGGCAAUCUAGACUCUUAUCACUGUAUAAUGUAAAUGGGAAAAAAAUGUCAGCAAUGCUGCUAGGACAAUGCAGAUUUUGUAUUUGCACUGAGGAAGGUGCACACACGGCCCAGGGUUUGUGAAACCCUUCCAUUCUGGUACAAGUGUUGGGGACAUAACUUAAAUACUUGAAUCUACCAACCAAGUUUACAUUUCUCAAUUUCUUUUUUAAAAGGUGCUAUUUCUAUAUUUAAAAGAGCUGUAUUUUUUUUCCUCCAUGUAAAGCUGCUUGCUGUUUAUAUUAUUGCACUGCUAGUUUUCUGUAGUUAUUAAUAUUAUUGCUGCUUGUAGCUUUCCGCAUACUUUCCCUCCCUUUCCUUCCUUCUCCUUAGCUAUGUUCUCUAUAACUGUCUGCAUAUAAUUUUAUUUACU
Molecule: messenger RNA, 6003 nt
Organism: Dromiciops gliroides (monito del monte)
Lineage: Eukaryota; Metazoa; Chordata; Mammalia; Microbiotheria; Microbiotheriidae
Gene: E2F7
Product: E2F transcription factor 7
Exons: 13
Coding region: 31-2844 (937 amino acids)
Biological process (GO): regulation of transcription by RNA polymerase II
Cellular component (GO): RNA polymerase II transcription regulator complex
Molecular function (GO): DNA-binding transcription factor activity, RNA polymerase II-specific; RNA polymerase II cis-regulatory region sequence-specific DNA binding
Source: RefSeq, a predicted model, not a curated record